Mangifera indica (mango) is the source of this 1499-nucleotide messenger RNA. RefSeq lists its product as uncharacterized. The coding region runs from base 109 to 1257 and encodes 382 amino acids. The transcript has 2 exons. Lineage: Eukaryota; Viridiplantae; Streptophyta; Magnoliopsida; Sapindales; Anacardiaceae. The record is from RefSeq and is a predicted model, not a curated record.
UCAAAUUAGAUUAAUUAAAAUUUAGGAUUUUAAGCCCUCUUUCUCUUUAUAAAACUUUAUCCUUUCAUCAACUCUCUUUUUCUCAUACAGAAACUCUCCACAGGAGCCAUGGAAAGGCUUCUAUAUUCAUCUUCUCCUACUCAAUUGAAGUUUUUGCCUCUUAAGCCUCGAAUGCUGCGAUCUGACUCACCAAAACUCGGUUUAUUUCCUCUUUCACGGCCCGAUUUCAAGCGAUUCAGCCCAAUUUCGUGCAAAAACGACAACCCAUCUCAGUUCGGUUAUUCUUCUUCGUCAAAGUUGAAAAUUUUGAAGUCUAUUUCUUUUUCUCGAGAUGACUCGCCCAAUGAGAAGACACCCAGUGCUCCUUCUUUCAAGCAGAUCGCUGCAAGUGCUGUUGAACCGAAAAAGCCUUUUCAGGGAAUUGCUGCUGGAACUUUUGUGGCACUCUCUGCUAUCAUUGUGCUCUUGAUCCACCCAGUUUUUGUGCCAGCAGCUUUUGCAACGUUUCAAACUGCUGCAAAGACGACGGGUCCUGCAGCUGCAACAGCUGGAGGCAAGCUUCUCCGGAAUGAAUUACUGAGUAGUGCUUGGACUGGUUUCUUUGCAGGUUGCUUACAUACACUUUCAGGGCCAGACCACCUUGCUGCUUUGGCUCCAUUGUCAAUUGGCCGUACUCGAUUGGAAAGUGCUGCAGUUGGAGCCCUUUGGGGCUGUGGCCAUGAUGCUGGUCAAGUUAUCUUUGGGUUACUAUUUCUGCUACUGAAGGAUCGGCUCCACAUUGAAAUCAUCCGAAAUUGGGGCACAAAAGUUGUGGGAUUAACUCUACUUGCUAUUGGUGUUAUGGGUAUUAAGGAAGCAUCGGAAGUCCCCACUCCGUGUGUUGCCCUUGAAAAUGGCGAGUGUGACGUUAGUGUCUAUGAAUCUCUUGAAAACCCUGCUGUUGUCAAAAAGAAGAUUGGUCUUGCUACAUUUGCCACUGGAAUUGUUCAUGGUUUCCAACCAGAUGCUCUGAUGAUCAUCUUGCCUGCGCUUGCUUUGCCUUCACGUUUGGCUGGAACCGCCUUUCUCAUUAUGUUCUUACUUGGGACAGUAGUUGCAAUGGGAAGCUAUACAGUAUUUUUAGGUUCAUGUAGUCGGGCACUAAAAGAUAGGGUACCCAGAAUCACUGAGAAACUCACAUGGGCAGCUUCCAUUUUAGCAAUGGCCCUGGGAGUUGCCAUUCUCAUCAGUCAAUUUUUUGGAUAUAGCUUGUAUUGAUCAAUCUAACCCAGUAUCAAAAUCUGCAUUGUGGAAGUCUCUUUUUACCACUAGACAGAUCAUAGAAAGAGUUACUAUUUUUGUUCACCACAAGAGUUCAUUGAUGCAAAAUCCUAUCCCAUGUAGAAAUGUUGCCCUUAUCAUCUUGUUUUGAUUUCAGGUCGUAACCUUUGAUAAGGAAACCUUCUGCACUAUAAAGUCUUAGAGAAAUUCUUUUAUGAUAGAAUAUGUGUUUUCAUUUA